This is a messenger RNA of Drosophila bipectinata, 3616 nucleotides long. RefSeq names its product hornerin. Gene Ontology annotation, cellular component: plasma membrane. Gene Ontology annotation, biological process: neuropeptide signaling pathway. NCBI's taxonomy places the organism in Eukaryota, Metazoa, Arthropoda, Insecta, Diptera, Drosophilidae. The record is from RefSeq and is a predicted model, not a curated record. Gene Ontology annotation, molecular function: neuropeptide receptor activity.
GCGAACGAUAACCUUCUCCCCCUCCAAAAAAAGGAACUGGAGAACUAAUAUCCAAAUACUGAGUGAGAGCGUUUCUCAAAAGAGAGAACCUACGACGGAGACAGUUUCAAAAACAGUUUCAAAUUCAAAGUGCGUCUUUUUGCCGAUAGAAUCCCGUUAGAUUCAAAUUCGUAUUUUCGUGUCGAGUCGCGUUUGUUGAAUUGUUUUUUUUAUUAUUUUUUUUUUCAAGUGAUUUGUGUUAAAAACAAAAUAAAUAAAAACUAAAUAAAACAAAGACAUCUAAAAAUAAUAAUCCAGAGACUUCUAUUAACUGUUAAUGCGGUGAACAUGUCGCCCGCCGAACAUUUCUCCUUGUUUGGCGGCGGCGAUGGCGGCGGACUGGCGGCGGCGCUGCAUCCCUUCCAGCUGGCGGCCAGCACGGGGUCCGGAGGAGCGGGACUGGGCGGCGGCGCCGGCAUGGGCGUGAGUGGUGGCGGCUCCGGCGGCCUGGGAGGUGGCGUUGGCGGCGGAGGUGGAGGCGGUGGUGCCGGAGCUGGAGGUGGUGGCGGCGGCGGCGCUGGAGGCGGUGGCCGGGAUAAUCUGAAGGACAUCCACGACAAGUACACCAUGGCAAUUGCUCACUUCCUCGACUUGCAGGAGAACGACACCCUGGACAUGGAGCAGCUGAAGGGGCCGAUCCUAAAGUCCACCAUCAAGUCCGUCUACUGGCUCUUCCUCAUCCAGUACGCCGCCCUAGCCCUGCUGGGCGUGGUCCUCAAUGUGGCCAUAGUGGUGUACAUCAUGUACCAUCGCCUCUACAAGGAUGUGACCCACGCCUUCAUCAUCAACCUGGCGUUGUGCCACUUUGUGCAGUGCGCCCUUGUCCUGCCCAUAUCCCUGAUGGUGAUGCUGCUCCAGAAUUGGAUAUUCGGCCAGUUUCUGUGCUUCUUCCUUCCCAUGCUACAGGACAUCCCCCUGCAUGUGGCCAUGAUCUCGCACAUUCUGAUCGCCUGGGACAGGAUGCGUUGGCUGAAUGAUCCGCUGAAGGGACGACUGCCAGGAUUCGUCUGCUGCUGCGCCACCUGGCUGACCGGAAUGGUGAUAGCCCUGCCAUAUCCCAUUUAUACCAAUUACGUGGAACUCGGGGACUACUUGCCCCAACUGGCUGGCAUAGGAGUCUGCGUUGUUAACUUGAUGGACGACAUGCAGGAGUACCAGCGUGGACUUUUUCUGCUCAUGUACUGUGGUCCUGCCAUCCUGCUGUCCUACCUGUACAUUCGCACCUCCCAGGAGCUGCGGCCGCCCGAAGGACCCUUCGCCGUGAUGAUGUACGAGCAUAGGGCCGAUCUGCGAAUGCGACAGAGAAACUCUUCAACUUCUUCGGUGGAGCCGCGUCACCACUCCGGCGGCGGGGUGGCCGGCCUGAGCAAUGGCGGUGGCAGCACUUCGAGGUCCUACGACCUGUACAGCGCCGAGUUGGAUGUCAAUCGAGAGAAACGGAAACAGAGGAACUUUGGAACCAUGGCGGCCACCCAGGUGGUGUGCAUGUGUCCCUUGAUGAUACUGCGAUUCGCCAAGCUCUCCCUGGAGGAGACGUACGAGAACUCCAAGCACUUUGACUUCACCUACCUGAUGUUUGUGUGGGUGGCCUUCCUGCCCACCGUCAUCUUUCCGUGCAUUUACGCCUCACAGAUACUGCCCAGGGACGAGCAGGAACGUCUGAGGGGCUACUUCCGGCUUUCAUCGAAACGCAAGCAGAAGAAUCAGCGUCGCAGCGAUGCCACCGGAACCGGCGGCAGUUCCCGCGAGGACUCCAUCGAAAAGGACGAGCCCUCCAACACCACAGGUAGUGUGCAGCACGGUAGUGUUAGUGGUGGUGGUGGUGCAGGUGUAGGUGCAGGUGGUGGGGCAAGUAGCAAUCCGGAAAAUCUACAAAAACACGCCACAAAGCUGCGACACGAAAGGGAGCGAUCGGGCGCCUCCGCUGGAGGGGAUCGCUACUCGGGAGCACCCUAUCGCCAGGGCAAGGAUAGGGACAGGGCAGGUGACAGGACUAGGGAUAGGGAGAGAGAUAGGGACAGGGAUAGGGAUAGGGACAGGCGUGGUGGGAGGGGGGCAGGCGAUGCCGGGGUCGUUAAUAAUCUGGGCAAGGAUGUGCGCGGCAAGAAGCAUGACGUCAAAAUAAACAUCAUAUCCGACGGCGGAAGCGGCCACGCCCAUCCGCACCGGAAGCUGGGUGGCGGCAGUGCUAGUGGCAGCGCCAGCAGCAAUAGAAGCCGCCAAGGUCAGGGCUCGAGUCCGGGACAGGGCCAUCGCAGCUCCCUGAAGCUAACCGCCGAGUGUCUCUCCAAUGUCACCGCUUCGACCUACUGCAACGGCACCAACGGCAACGGCAGCGGAAACGGAAACAGCAUCAUCAUCCCGGACGACAGCAGCACCAGCAACUACGGCGACGGGGAGGAGAGCUCCGUGGUGAGCAGCAUGAUGGUGCCGCCGCAGAGAUGGCCGCCCGGCGGCGUCGGCCUGCUGCGCCACAAGGACGUCUCUUUCAGCGAGUGCAGCAGCAGCACCUUCUCCUCCAGCACCCUGGAGCGGGACCUGGAGAUCAUGGACCAGCUGGAGCGGGAGCGCAGCAUGGACAUCCAGGACAUGUUGCAGCGGGAGCGGGAGCGCGAGAAGGGGGGUCGUGGCAGACAGUUGCCGGACAUCGAGAAGCUCUACGCCCAGCGCUCCCCCAAAGGGGCCAGCAAGGCGGUGGCCAGGGGCUCCAGCGGGGAGGGUGGCCUGGCCCUGGUCCUGCCGGGCAGCGAUCCUCUGAGCAGCCUCUCGCAGUCCCAGUCGCAGUCCCUGUCCACGGAGUACAGCCUCUGCUCGACUCUGGAAACCGGCGUGUCGGUGGCGCCGUCGGACGAUAGCCUCCAGAAGCCAUCACAAAUCCGGCCGAGCCUCGAGGAGGUCGACGACGAGGAAGUCGUGCCGCCGGACUUCUACGACAGCUAUACGCCGGGCGGAUCGCAGAAUCUGCCGCCCGGUGCUGCCGCCGUCGUCGCCGCCGCCGCAGCCGCUCCGCCCGCCUACCAAUACCAGUACAGUCGCAGUCGCUUGAGCCGGAAGAGUUGCGGCUCCGGUUCCAUGUCCGGUUCCGGCUCGGGUCAUCAUCAUGGUCACGGGUAUGGGCAGCACGGCAGCGGGGGCGUUGGCGUCGGCCAUCCCGGACGCAACUCGAAGCGGGACAGCUUCAACUCCCUCAACGGCACUGAUCUCAUUGCCGGCGCCUUCUGCGAACUGGAUCCCACGCAGCCGUUGAACAAGAUGGCCGUAAUCGAGGGCCGGAUGCGCCGGAGUAGUCCCCGGAAUGCCAGCUUUAGUUCCGGCUCCGGUGUCUCCGGCGGCCGGAGCUCCAUGAAGUCCUCCUCGCGGGACUACGACUACGGUCAUGGCUCUUCCAGUCACUCAGCUCAUCCGGAAUUGGAUUUCAGGGAGAAUAUAUUCGCGGAACUGUAAGGGAACUUGGAAGAAGGAUCCGAAACUUGCAGGGAAAGUCUAAAAACAAAGAAGAAGGUAAGAAAGUUAUAGAAGAAAUCUACAAAGUUGUUGGAAAAGAAAGAAGUUGGCCGGGAUUAGAACAAUUCUUAGA